UGGCUGAGUAUUCGGAGGGUCGGUCAUCAGCUGGGACAUGAAAACAAUUACACCGGUGUUUUGGUAACUGAACACGGGUUGGUCUUCUUCAGGAUUCGGCUUCCACCCAUACAUUGCAGACCUAUCAAUUUUUGGAACAUGUUUUUGUAUUCGGACACUGCUUUUAAUUAAAGCACUCCCAUUACACUUCAUGGGAUCUGGCCUACAAGUUUAAAAUACUUUUUAUUACAUUAAAUAUAUAUAUAUAUAUUUUAGUCACCGUUUGCAGGGUUUAUUAUUGCGUUAUGUUUUUGUAUGCGCUUUUCAUUUUUGCGUGUGUAACUAGAAAUUUACUUUUUUUGCACAUAAAACUUUCUGGAUUCAUAAACUGGGACAUACAAUUAUUAUUGAAGCACCUUCUCACUUUUCUUUUGUUUUAAACGCAUAUUAAAUCUUUAUAACCCGUGCUAUUUGCAAGGAUUGGGGUUAUAUUUGAAUAAGCAGCACUUAUUUUUCCCCUAAAUAUUAAACUUUUGGAAUCUAAAUGCAAUUACGUUUUUUUUUUCUUUUUGGAUGCCUUUAACUUCGUGUUUUAGUGCAAUGCAUUUUUAACUUUUCAUAUAUAGAUACCCAAAUGUCAGAGUCAAUUACAAAACAGAAUGCAACAUCUAUUCUGUAUGCCUAUAAAACAAUGCUUAAUAGCAAAUAAUGGUGGUAUUGUAUUCUAAACCACAUCUGCCUAAUGCGCAUUGCAAAAUCCAUCAAUUUUUAUGUUUUCUUUUUCUGUGGAAAGCUGGAACCUAUCACCUGAGUCAUCAGCUACAUCUUUGUUGAAUAAUUAAGCUAUACAUGUACAACAUAUUUUGGGGUUUAGAUGUUUUCCCCUCAAAUUGAAAGGUGGGGAAGGUGAAGAAAAAGGAUUAGAAAGGCACAAUUGGAUUUUGUUUGGGAUCAGAAUCUGUUGGUCCUCCUCUAAAACCUUUUGUCUAAGUGGUUGCUCAACUAAUUAAUGGGCCAGCUCAGUAAUGCUUACUAUAUAGAAGCUUCUACUAUCCUAUUGUUUGUUUGGGACCAUAUAAUUUUAAUUGCAUAAUAUGAUCAUCAUGGCAAGUGUGUGGACUGUGAGACUGAAGGAAUAGCUGUUUCUGACCCACUGAUCAUGUCCCAAGAGAUUGGACUUUCUUAUAACUGCAGUGAUGGAGAUGUAGGAACUGUAUGGGAAACCAAUGCUAUCCAUGUUGGCGAACAGCAGAUUGUCAUUAUAUCCACACCAGAUAUCUCAGGAGAGGUAUCUGGAAGCCAGACUCUCAGUGAGGCAGAGCUGAUGCUAUUUACAACCCCACAGGGACCUGGGACUGUGUGUGCUGGCCAGAAACCCACCCUUGGACGCCCACCGGUGAAGAGGAAAUUGGAUUUGGAAGUUGGACAGCGGUAUAUUCCAGAGGGACUGCAGACUCCCCGUGGGAAAGCAAGAAAUCCUGGCAGAGCUGUAAAGUCUCCGGGGGAAAGAUCACGAUAUGAAACAUCCUUGAACCUCACAACCAAACGUUUCCUGGAACUUCUAAGCAAGUCUGCUGACGGUGUGGUAGAUUUAAACUGGGCUGCUCAGGAGCUGAAUGUGCAGAAAAGGAGGAUCUAUGAUAUCACUAAUGUAUUGGAGGGGAUCCACUUAAUAACCAAAAAAUCAAAGAACCACAUUCAAUGGCUGGGGAACCGUUCUGUUGCAGAGUCGAGCAGUAGGUACCAACUGCUUGCAAAAGAUUGCCAGGAACUUGUCGCCAAUGAGCAACGUUUAGAUGAGCUUCUACAUAUGUGCACCACUCAGCUGAAACUGCUCACGGAAGAGGCUGAGAACCAGCAUUUAGGCUAUGUGACCUGUCAAGAUUUGCGUAGCAUUGCCGAUCCAUCAGAACGGAUGUUAAUGGUCAUAAAGGCUCCCCCCGAAACACAGAUGCAAGUCUCUGAUCCCUCUGAGGGUCUGCAGAUUUCUCUGAAAAGCACUCGUGGACCUAUUGAUGUGUUUCUCUGUCCAGAUGAUAGCUCUGGAGUUUGCAGCCCAGUCAAAAGCCCCCACAAAGUUCCUCAUUAUGAUCAGGCUCCUAUUGCCCAAGAUCAUGCAGGAUCACCUAGUCUGAAUGCUGCUCAGACUGUCUGCUCAGGACUACUUUCUUGUGAACAAGGGAGUCUUCUUUCUCCUGUGGCUGACAUUCCUCUUGAGUACACAUCAGUGGGUCUCCAACUCUCUCCUGUUUCCACAGCUGCCCUCCUAACAGAACCCACUGAUUCUCUGCCGGACUUUUUGCCAGAUGAAUUUAUCAGCCUUUCCCCUCCUCUUUCUCAGGAGUACCACUUUGGUUUGGAGAACAGUGAGGGUGUUAGUGAACUCUUUGACUGUGACUUCAGUGACCUAACAUCCCUGGAUUUGUAAAAGUUUUGUUGCACCUAACUUGUACCCCUUGUGCUGUCUUUCCUUUUAUUCAUGUUUCUGAAGGACUUGACAAAAAAGAUUUGUAAAUAUUAUUUUUAAUCAAGUGCUUCAUGUCAGAUUCUGCUGAGCACUUAACAUGCUCCAGAUGAGCUCUUGUAGUUAAUCAUAGCACUUACAUUUAGCUGUACAAGCUAUAUACAGGAUACGGGUUUUUUCAUUGUAACAAUGGUGUGGUGCAAGCUUGCCCACAUGUCAGGCUGUGCAACUUGCCUAGUGAUAAUGUAAUGAAGAACCUAUAGUGUGUUUUGUUUUUUUUCCCCUUUCAGAUAAGCUCAUUUUUUAACGUCAUGGAUCAAGUUAUACCUUCCACUAAUAACUGAAUUUUUCCCUGCAUAGCCUCUUUUUCUCAUAUAACCGGUGCAAUAAUUGUUCCAUAUUCCUUAAAAAAAUAAAAAAAAAUUCCCCACUGAGGUUCUAUGAAAAGGAGUUAUGAAGUAAUACGAUAAUUUAAAAUGAUGCAAUUGUAUGCCAUUAUGGGGACGUAAUAUAGGGAGCAAUGAUACAAUGAAUGAUGUAAAUGCAACACCUGCUUCAUUUACUUUCUGGUUUUCUUUUCUGUAACCUUUCAAUAUGCAGCAACUAUUUUGUGGUCAUAUCCCUAUUAAGUCAGGGACUAAAGAGCCUGGAUAGCACUGCUAAGUGCAGGUAUAAUCCUUUUGAUUGUGCCUCUAGUUUGCCGUGUUUAAGGGGGGGGGGGGGGAAGCCCAGGAAUUAUGAGCACAAAACCUCAUUUAUAUUUCCUUGGCCACUGUGAACUAGCAGUAGAAGCAGUAAAUCUUUAGAGCAUUACAUGUAUAUUUAUACUGAAACAUGCCUAGUAUUUAUAAUGGAGUAUAUUUUCUUUCUCUGCAUUCCUUGUGGUCUAUUGUGUUUUCUCUGUUAAGUGUAUGAUGGAUGAGGUCUGUGUGUUUGUAGCAAAUCCUAGCUUAAUUUAUCAGUAAAUAUGUAUUUUUAUUUUAUUUUUUUUCCUCUUCGAGUUUGCCAAUAAAAGAUUUUCAGCUGA
This is a messenger RNA of Bombina bombina (fire-bellied toad), 3470 nucleotides long. It is a transcript of the gene E2F1, whose product is annotated as E2F transcription factor 1. NCBI's taxonomy places the organism in Eukaryota, Metazoa, Chordata, Amphibia, Anura, Bombinatoridae. Gene Ontology annotation, molecular function: DNA-binding transcription factor activity, RNA polymerase II-specific; protein dimerization activity; RNA polymerase II cis-regulatory region sequence-specific DNA binding. The record is from RefSeq and is a predicted model, not a curated record. The coding region runs from base 1139 to 2407 and encodes 422 amino acids. The transcript is spliced from 7 exons. Gene Ontology annotation, cellular component: Rb-E2F complex. Gene Ontology annotation, biological process: G1/S transition of mitotic cell cycle; regulation of transcription by RNA polymerase II.